UCAACAAUGUGGGAGUUUCAUAUGCUUAUCCUGAAUAUUUUCUGGAUAUUCCAGACCUGGAUAAGACAAUUGAAAAUAUGAUCAACGUUAACAUCAUGGCUGCUUGUAAGAUGACACGCCUGGUGCUGCCCCGCAUGGUGGAAAGGUCCAAAGGGGUGAUCCUGAACAUCUCCUCGGGGGCUGGGGCGUGCCCGACUCCACUGCUGACUCUUUACUCUGCAACCAAGGCUUUUCUGGAUAACUUCUCCCAAGGCAUCCACGCCGAGUACAAGAGCAAGGGCAUCAUUGUGCAGAGUGUCCUCCCCUACUACGUGGCGACGAAGAUGUCCCGGAUCCGCCAGCCCACCUUCGACAAGCCCAGUCCCGAGACCUACGUCAGAGCUGCCCUGGGCACCGUGGGCCUCCAGUCCCAGACCAACGGGUGCCUGCCCCACGCCAUCAUGGGAUGGGCUGUAUCCGUUCUACCUACGUCUACUGUCAUUAAUUUUAUCUUGAAAAGACACAAACAAAUGCGGGACCAGUACCUGAAAAAGAAGAAGGAGAAGUGA
Messenger RNA from Merops nubicus (carmine bee-eater), 548 nucleotides. It is a transcript of the gene HSD17B12, whose product is annotated as hydroxysteroid (17-beta) dehydrogenase 12. The record is from RefSeq and is a predicted model, not a curated record. Gene Ontology annotation, cellular component: endoplasmic reticulum. The transcript has 7 exons. Gene Ontology annotation, molecular function: oxidoreductase activity. Lineage: Eukaryota; Metazoa; Chordata; Aves; Coraciiformes; Meropidae. The annotation marks the transcript as partial.